Spinacia oleracea (spinach) is the source of this 2077-nucleotide messenger RNA. RefSeq names its product heat stress transcription factor A-4c. Gene Ontology annotation, biological process: regulation of transcription by RNA polymerase II; cellular response to heat. Gene Ontology annotation, molecular function: RNA polymerase II cis-regulatory region sequence-specific DNA binding; DNA-binding transcription factor activity. The record is from RefSeq and is a predicted model, not a curated record. NCBI's taxonomy places the organism in Eukaryota, Viridiplantae, Streptophyta, Magnoliopsida, Caryophyllales, Amaranthaceae. The coding region runs from base 603 to 1829 and encodes 408 amino acids. The transcript is spliced from 3 exons. Gene Ontology annotation, cellular component: nucleus.
AACCCUUUUUUUCCUCCCUCUUUCUAUCUCUCCUCUCCCUCUUUCUUUAGGUGAACGAUUCCUUUAUUAACUACCCUGAAUAAUAAACCCUAGAAAGUUCCCCCUUUUCUAAUUGAAUUGAUUAUAAUCUUGGGUUUUGGGAUUUAAAGUCUUGAUCUGCUCUCUAUUCACCUGUGUCAAGUUCAGAAAAUUUUGGGGUUUGAGAUUUGUGUAUUUUUUUUCACUGAGGCAAAACGUCGAACACCUUGUUUGCAUUAUUCUAAUUGAAAUUGGCUGGAAGUGGGUUCUAUUUGAUUGGAGAUUUGUCUGAUUUAGUAUCCAAUUGCACAGAUUAUUCAGUGUAAAGUUGAAAAUUCAAGCCCCUUGUGCUCGGAAUAUUUGUGAGAGAAUUUGUUCUAAUUCGAUUUCAGCAGAUAGAGUUUAAUCUGGAUCCGCACUUUAAACUCUUAAACACCAAUUUUGGGAUUUCCUGUUUUCAGCAAAAUCUGGAUUCUGUGUAUUGAUAAAUUGAUUUGUUUUCGAGUUUAAGGCGAACGAGGUUGAGCAUUUUGAUCAAUAGGGUAUGAUUGGUAUUGUGGAGCUCUGAUCUGAGUCUGUUUAUUAUGAUGAUGGAUGAAAUUCAAGGUGGUUCAAAUGCUUUGCCUCCUUUCCUUACAAAGACUUAUGAGAUGGUGGAUGAUCCCACCUCUGACUCCAUUGUUUCGUGGAGUUCGAGUAAUAAGAGCUUUAUUGUGUGGAACCCCCCUGAAUUCUCCAGGGUUUUGUUGCCCAGGUUCUUCAAACACAACAAUUUCUCAAGCUUCAUUAGACAAUUGAACACUUAUGGUUUCAGGAAGGUGGAUCCUGAGCAAUGGGAGUUUGCCAAUGAUGAUUUUAUAAGAGGGCAAUCUCACCUUCUGAAAAAUAUACACAGGCGCAAGCCCGUUCAUAGUCACUCAUUGACUAAUCUCCAUGGGCAGGUGAAUUCGAAUCCAUUAACUGAUUCCGAAAGGAAGAAAUACAAAGAAGAUAUUGAGCGAUUGAAACAUGAGAGGGAAUUUCUUCUGGCGGAGUCAAAAAGGCAAAGGGAGGAGGAGCAGGGAUUUGAGUCACAGGUGCAGCUUGUGAGGGAGCGCCUGCACGAAAUGGAACAGCGGCAGCAUACCUUUGUUUCUUUCUUUGCUCGGAUAUUGAAGAAACCCGAGCUUGCUUUUGCUGUUCCUCAAGUAGAAAACCAUGAUAGAAAGAGAAGGGUUUCGUCCAGGCAUGACUACAUGCAUGAUGAAACUAGCAAUGAAGAUAGUUUAGGUACACUGAGAAUAUCAAGGAGAGGAAGUCCUGAUGAUGUUUCUGGUUUAGACUUGGACACCGAGCUCUUAGAGAGGAUGGAGUCAUCUUUAAAUUUUUGGGAAAAUGUAGUUGAAGAUCUUGAGGAUGUAUAUGUGCAGAAAAACUCAUCUAUUGAGCUUGCUGAGUCCACUACUUGUGUGGAGAGCCCAGCAAUAUCUUAUACACAGCUCAAUGUUGAUGCUCCAUCUAAUUCAUCAGCGAUUGACAUGAAUUCCGAACCUCCUGCCACAGUCUCUGUAGUUGCAUGUUUACCAAAGGAGCAGGAAGCUGGAACUGCUCCUGCAGCGCCUCAAGGUGUGAAUGAUGUAUUCUGGGAACAGUUUUUGACUGAAAAUCCGGGUUCAUCUGAUGUACAAGAAGUUCAGUCUGAAAGAAAAGAUCCUGGACUGAAAGAGAAAGACAGCAGAUUGAUAGAUCAUGGGAGAUAUUGGCUGGGUUUCAGGAAUGCUAAUAAUCUUCCGGAACACAUAGGGCAACUUACUUCAGCAGGCAGGAGCUGAUACAGGGAUGCUUUCAGAUCAUUUUUGACUUUGAUGGUUUAGAGUUGGAUGUAAAUAUAGGUAAGAUUGUUCAUUAUACUUCUGUGUUAGAAAAAGUUCAUAUUUUGUUGUAAAAUUAUAAUGUUAAGAGAUGUCCAAUUUACACUAACACCUUGUUAAAAUCUAUAAGAUUUCCUCGCAUGCUUAGCUUUGGAACGAGUGUAUUGGCCUCUUUCUUUGGAGUACAGUUAAUGGAGUUUUCCUUGUUA